UCCAUUUGCUUUCUGCCCAUCUGUGCGCUGGUUUGGAGUUUGGACCAAAAAAGGAAAAUUAUGCGGCCCAAAGCUGUUUCAUUUGCUUUCGAGGAAUGAUCUCCUCUUCCCUGCCCAGCAUUUCGUUUCUUGCUGUUGGUCCUUCCUUUUUUUACGAGAGAGAACGCGCAGACUGCAACUCCCAGGAAGACUUGUUCUUCGUCUUCACACUAACUACCAUCAACUCCAUCUACAGCCUCAAAUUUCCCCCUCGGCUGUUCGUAAGGUAAAGAUCUCUGCUUUCCUUUUUUGACUUGGAUGGUUGAUUGGCUUUCCCUGAUCUGCCGGCCGAUCAGUUAUCGCGUCCGAUCGCCUUAAAGUUUGGCCUUUUUUUUGUUUCGAAGUAAACUGAGAACAAGGGUUCUGCUUGCAGAGCUCUAAUUUAUUGAUCUCCUCGCUUUCUAAUUGUAGCUUCUUAGUGGGUCGUCUUUCUGCAAUUUCCUGGUACUCCUUGCAUUGACCGUUCUUCUGGGCUGGUUCAUCAAUUGACUUACAAUUGACCGACAACGAGGGUGUUAUUUGAUGAGUGGGUGGCUGAUCUCUUUUUGUUUUCAAUUAGGCUUCUAAGAUGAGUGACGAUUUAUUGGAGAAGGUGAGUGCUUUUGGUGAACGCCUCAAGAUUGGAGGUGCGGAGAUGGGUCGAAAAAUGACUGCUGGGAUGAGUUCUAUGAGCUUCAAGAUGAAAGAGCUGUUUCAAGGUCCGAAUCAAACGGACAAAAUUGUUGAGGAAGCUACUGCAGAGACGCUUGAAGAACCCGAUUGGGCCAUGAACCUAGAAAUAUGUGACAUGAUAAAUCAGGAAAAGAUCAAUAGCGUGGAAUUGGUUCGUGGUAUAAAGAAGAGGAUUGUGGUGAAGAGUGCUAGGGUUCAGUACUUGGCCUUGGUGUUACUCGAAACAUGCGUCAAGAAUUGUGAAAAGGCAUUCUCGGAAGUGGCGGCUGAGAGGGUUCUUGACGAGAUGGUGCGGCUGAUUGAUGACCCUCAGACUGUUGUUAACAACCGCAAUAAGGCUUUGAUCCUGAUUGAAGCUUGGGGUGAAUCAAGCAGUGAGCUACGGUAUCUGCCUGUUUAUGAAGAAACAUACAAGAGCUUAAAAUCAAGGGGCAUCCGGUUCCCUGGUCGUGACAAUGAGAGUUUGGUACCUAUCUUCACCCCUCCUCGUUCCAUUUCAGCACCAGAAGUGGAUGCCAAUCUGGCAGAGCAGACUCAUCACGAAGUUGUUGUUGAAAGCCUUACUGCUGAGCAAACGAAGGAAGCUUUUGAUGUGGCCAGGAAUAGCAUUGAACUUCUCACUACAGUUUUAUCUUCAUCUCCCGGACAAGAUGCUUUGAAGGAUGAUUUGACUAGUACCCUUGUCCAGCAAUGUCGGCAGUGCCAGUCGACUGUCCAAAGAAUCAUUGAGACGGCAGGGGACAAUGAGGCCUUGCUUUUUGAAGCUUUAAAUGUUAACGACGAGAUUCUGAAAGCUCUGUCCAAGUACGAAGAGAUGGAGAGGCCAUCUGCGGUGCAUUCUGAACCUGAACCUGCCAUGAUCCCAGUCGCAGUCGAGGCCGAGGACUCCCCUACUCAUGCAAAAGAAGCAGAUGCAUUGAUCAGAAAGCCAGCAGGCUCACGGGUCGGGGCACAUGGGGAGGGGAGCAACGAUGACAUGAUGGAUGAUCUCGACGAAAUGAUAUUUGGGAAGAAAGGCGGCGCCAACACAUCAUCGGAAGACCCUAAGAAGCCACCUUCAUCAUCAUCAUCAUCCAAGGACGAUCUCAUCUCUUUCUGAGUACAAACGUCGUGCUGCUUUCAAGGAUGAUCCUUUCUCAUGGUGUCGAAACACGAACCGUCCUAUCUUUGAGUUCGAGUCGCUGUGAUUAGACAUUGUUUAGGAAUUGGGGAUUUCACUAAAGCCGUUACAAGAUUGAAUGUUGUUCUGUUGCAGGACAUUGGCUGUAUUUGAAGAGUAGUGCUGGCCUGUUAAUAACUGAUCGAAGUGCUCUAAAUCCUAAAAACAUAAAGCUAUAUAUUACCA
Messenger RNA from Linum trigynum, 2056 nucleotides. The record is from the annotation of a GenBank genome assembly. Lineage: Eukaryota; Viridiplantae; Streptophyta; Magnoliopsida; Malpighiales; Linaceae.